AUGGGCUUCAUCUCCAUGGCCAUGAAGGACUCCUAUGAACCACCCUACACCCUUGGCAAGAUCCUCAAAGAAGCUCUCAAGCUCUUAACAAAGAGCUUGAAGCUCACUCUCCCAAUCAUCAUCUUCACCUUCAUCUACUCCAUCUCAACCUUCAUAGCCAACACCAACUACACCACUCCUCUUAUUCAAGACUUCUCCUCCAAACUCCUCCUCAUCCUCAACAACAUAGACCCUAAUGUCCCUCUAGGCCCCAACUUCUUCAAAAACCUUAUCUCCAUGGGCAAAGACUUAAAGCAAUACACCAUCAUCCAAGCGGUCAUCUUUUUCACUUCUUUCAUCUUCUCCUUCAUUCUAACCAUCUCCGCAACGUAUACGUUCACCACAGCCUACUCCGGUGAACCUUUAUCGGCAAAAGGAUUACUCAAGGUCUUCAAAAAGAGAUGGUAUCAAACUCUCAUCACUCAGUUAUACAUACUCAUCUUUAAUAUAGGCUUUGAAGUCUUGCUAUUCAGUGUUAUUGGGGUUGCUCUGCUUAUGACCAAGAGUUCAAGCCUUUGCAUGGGCAUCACCUUCAUAGCUUUGUCUCUAUACAUUUAUAUAAUAACAAGGUGGCAAGUUAGUCUUGUGGUGACAGUGAAUGAGAAGAGUUAUGGAAUUGGAGCUUUCUCAAAGGCUGUGAUUCUCUUUAAAGGAAACGAGAAGAAAGGGUGUGCCGUUACUAUUCUUGUUUUUCUUGUUGCGAUGGCCAUGACUGGAGCUUUUAUGUUCAUUAUAAGGUUUAUGAAGGUGGAAAGCCUAAUGAUGAUUAAUGUUGGUUUCUUAGCUUUGAUGUCUUUGUUUAGUACCUAUGUCUGGGCAGUGUACACUGUGUACUACUUUGAGUGUAGAAAAAGCCAUGGGAUUGUUGAUGAAGAAGGAGAUCAAUAUGUUUUCAUGUUUGAUAGUCUUCUUCCUCGCACUACCAAAGUUUAA
Molecule: messenger RNA, 972 nt
Organism: Dioscorea cayenensis subsp. rotundata (Guinea yam)
Lineage: Eukaryota; Viridiplantae; Streptophyta; Magnoliopsida; Dioscoreales; Dioscoreaceae
Exons: 1
Coding region: 1-972 (323 amino acids)
Source: RefSeq, a predicted model, not a curated record